Oryzias melastigma (Indian medaka) is the source of this 3280-nucleotide messenger RNA. RefSeq names its product ATP-binding cassette, sub-family D (ALD), member 1 (gene abcd1). The transcript has 16 exons. NCBI's taxonomy places the organism in Eukaryota, Metazoa, Chordata, Actinopteri, Beloniformes, Adrianichthyidae. Gene Ontology annotation, molecular function: ATP binding; ABC-type transporter activity; long-chain fatty acid transmembrane transporter activity. Gene Ontology annotation, biological process: long-chain fatty acid import into peroxisome; peroxisome organization; very long-chain fatty acid catabolic process. Gene Ontology annotation, cellular component: peroxisomal membrane. The record is from RefSeq and is a predicted model, not a curated record. Bases 558 to 2876 code for a protein of 772 amino acids.
ACUGGUUUAUUCGAAGUGUGAUGUGUCUACAGAAAAGCAUCAGGGAGGGGUCAGAAGGUUCAUCUUCGUUCAAAUAUACAAAUAUCCAUUAUUUCCGUCUAUUCUACAACUCAAACACGGAGAAUCUCCGCUCUCUGUGUACCUGCUUCCGGUCCUCACCUGCAGGGGGCGCGCGCCCGGUGGCAGCAGGCUGGGAGGCGCGCGGACUGUCAGCUGGUACGUUUUCAGACGGCGGGAUUUCCGUGUUUUCACCGUGAAAUGAUCAAUAUUCCCGCCGGUCACUGUGACGGCCGUUAUUACGUCAUUAUUCGCGCCAACAGAGACGCGGCUGUCGCGCGCGGCGGUGUCACAGAUCCUUCCGGGGGGGUGGGGGUGUUUGUAUUUGCCACCUGACCUUUCCACAACAGAUCUACCCCCCCAACCUAAUUUAACUUAUCGGAAGUUCUAGGAGGUCCAGAACCGGGUCUUCCGCCUGCCGGCUGGUUCUAAGGUGGAGGCAGACAUGUCUACAUGUGUCCUUGACAACGACCUUUGACCUCUCCUGACUGGUCCAGCUGAUGGCGCUCAGCAUGCAGGCGGCCUAUGAGAAGAUGCCAGCUCAGCUGAGGCGGAGCUCCAGACUCAGGAAGCUGUCAGCGCUGCUGCUGGCCGCCUACGCUGUCCGGAGACUGUCUCCGUACCUGUGGAGAAGACUGCAGAGGACUACAGCUGGGAGCAAGGAAGGAGGAGCUAAAUCUGCUGUGGGCGUGGCCAGCAGUGCAGAGGAAAAGAAGAGGAAAAAAGACAGCAAGUCUGUGUCAGUGAAUCGAGACUUCCUGCUCCGUCUGUCCCGCCUCCUGAAGCUCUUGUUUCCCCGGCUGCUGUCCCCAGAGUGCGGCCUGCUCGCCCUCCACACUCUCACGCUGAUGUCCAGGACCUUCCUGUCCAUAUAUGUGGCGUCUUUGGAUGGUGUCAUCGUCAAGUGCAUCGUUCAGAAAGACCCUCAAGCUUUUGUGCUGCAGCUCUCCAAGUGGCUGCUCGUCGCUGUUCCUGCUACCUUCAUCAACAGUGCAAUCAGGUUCCUGGAGGGUCAGCUCUCCCUCAGAUUUAGGAGCCGGCUGGUCAGCCACGCCUACCAGGUGUACUUUGCAAACCAGACGUAUUACAGGGUCAGCAACAUGGAUGGCCGUCUGUCCAACCCCGAUCAGUCUCUGACAGAAGACAUCGUCAUGUUUGCGUCGUCCAUCGCUCACCUGUAUUCCAACUUGACCAAGCCCAUCCUGGACGUGGUGGUCACCUGCUACACGCUUCUGAGCACGGCUCACGCCAAAGGAGCGAACACCUCAUGGCCUGCCGCCAUCGCUGGCCUGGUGGUGGUGCUCACGGCGAAGGUGCUGCGCUCCUGCUCGCCACACUUCGGGAAGCUGGUGGCCGAGGAGGCUAAGAGGAAGGGCGACCUGCGCUACAUGCACUCGCGCAUCAUCACCAACUCAGAGGAGAUCGCUUUCUAUGGUGGACACAAGGUGGAGAUGGCCCAGCUGCAGCAGAGCUACCGCUCCCUGUCCACCCACAUCCAUCAGAUCCUCCUGAAGCGCCUGUGGUACAUCAUGCUGGAGCAGUUCCUCAUGAAGUAUGUGUGGAGCGCGUCUGGCCUCGUGAUGGUCGCCGUGCCCAUCAUCACCGCCACGGGAUACUCAGAAUCUGACUCGGAGGAGGUGAAGAGGGCAGCGAUGGUGAUGAAGGAGGAGGAGCUAGUGAGUGAGCGGACGCAGGCAUUCACCACAGCCAGGAACCUCCUGAACGCCGCCGCCGAUGCGGUGGAGAGGAUCAUGAGCUCCUACAAGGAGGUGACCGAGCUGGCGGGAUACACUUCCCGGGUCUCCGAGAUGUUGGAUGUGUUUGAGGAUGUGAGUCGAGGAGUUUACCGGCGGUCUGCAUACAGAGAGGACGAGUCCUCGCAAACAGGAGACGAGGUCCAACCCAAGCAGAGAGUCUGCGGUCCGCUGGAGAUCAAAGGUUGGUUCCGAACCGGCUCCGCGGUCACUGAGGGGGAGGGGCUGGAGAUGACCGCUGUGUGGUGUGCAGGUCAGGUAAUCAGCGUGGAGAAGGGGAUCCGCUGUCAGAACCUGCCGAUCAUCACGCCGUCCGGAGAUGUGGUAGUGUCCAGCCUGAACAUCCAGGUGGACGAGGGCAUGGACGUCCUCAUCACCGGUCCAAACGGCUGUGGGAAGAGCUCCCUGUUCAGAAUCCUCAGUGGACUGUGGCCCGUUUACGGAGGAAUGCUGUACCGACCGGAACCACAGCACAUGUUCUACAUCCCACAGAGGCCCUACAUGUCGGAGGGGACCCUCAGAGAUCAGGUGAUCUAUCCAGACUCGGUGGAGGACAUGCUUCGGAAGGGGGUGACGGAUUCAGCCCUGGAGCAGAUCCUGAAGACCGUCCACUUGCUCUACAUCCUGGACCGAGAGGGAGGAUGGGAAUCCAUCAGCGACUGGAAGGACGUUUUAUCUGGAGGAGAGAAGCAGAGGAUGGGCAUGGCCCGCAUGUUCUACCACCGCCCGCGGUACGCUCUCCUGGAUGAGUGCACCAGCGCCGUUAGCAUCGAUGUGGAGGGAAGCAUCUUCCAGGCCGCAAAGGAUGCUGGGAUUUCCCUGCUGUCAAUCACCCACAGACCCUCCCUUUGGAAGUACCACUCCCACCUGCUGCAGUUUGAUGGUGAAGGAGGGUGGAAGUUUGAGCCGCUGGACGCCUCCACCCGUCUGUCGCUGCAGGACGAGAAGCAGCGGCUGGAGACGCAGCUGUCAGGGAUUCCCAGGAUGCAGCAGAGGCUGUCGGAGCUGCGCCACCUGCUGGGGGAGGAGGAGCGUGACGCCAGUGGACACGGAGCUGAGGAGUGACAGCUCCAGAAGGGCGGUCCAACAUUUCAGCCUCUGGAUUUGGAAGCUCAGACGGACCCCCCCUCCUCCCGUCGGCUCAUUUCCAGAGUGUAACCCACAACCUCAGGACAGACACUGAACCACAGGGACAUUUGGAACCACCAGAACAGAACCAGCUGGGACCCUGUUUUUGCUGAAUUUGUUUGCACACAUCUUCUUCCAGGUGAUCUCCAGCUGGUCAUGUGACCAGUGACGUCAUAAUUGAUGAAAAAUAUAUGAAAAAAGUUCUGCUAUAGGAAGCGUGUGGAUGAAGGUUCUCAUUCAUCUAUACUUUAGGAAGUGUAAGGAUCGAUAUUCUGCUGCAAUGCUCUAUCAAUCAUGAGGACAAUGAAGGUGCCUUACAAAAUAAAAGUCUUGAAUGAUCA